AUGGCAGCGUCUCCUCAUCGGCCCCGUCUAAUGAUGCUGCCGUUCGCCGCGCAAGGCCAUGUCAUGCCUUUCAUGGAGCUCUCCUACCGGCUCGUCGAGCACGGCUUCGAGGUCGUCUUCGUGAACACCGACUUCAACCAUGCCCGAAUGCUCACGGCCUUGGCAGGAACAUCCCCUGCCGGCGGGAUCGAUCUGAUCUCCUUCCCGGACGGCAUGGGCCCCGACGGCGACCGCACGGACAUCGGCAAGGUGCUCGACGGCUUGCUGGCGGCGAUGCUCGGCGGCCUCGAGGAGACGAUCAGGUCCAGGAACAUCAGGUGGGUGGUGGCCGACCUGUCCAUGAGUUUCGUGCUGGAGCUAGUCCACAAGGUGGGCGUGCGUGUCGCCUUGUUCUCCACUUUCUCCGUCGCCACCUUCGCGCUGGGGAUGCACCUUCCCAAGAUGAUAGAGGAUGGCAUCAUCGACGAAAUGGGGAAUGUGAAAAGGAACGAGAGGGUCCAGCCAAACCCCAAGAUGCCGGCCAUCGACGCCUCCAAGCUUCCCUGGAUCACCCUUGGCAAGAGCCCUGAGUCAAGGAGAGCCAUGAUCCAGUGCACGAUCACGACCAACCCGACGCUAGCGCUCGCCGACACUAUCGUCUGCAACACUUUCCAGGAGAUCGAGUCCGUGGCGCUGGCCCACCUCCCCAUACCGGCGGCUCCCGGCUCCGUCGUCUACGUGGCGUUCGGGAGCCUCAUGGUGUUCGACGCGGAACGGCUCCAGGAGCUGGCCGACGGCCUGGCACUCACCGGGCGGCCGUUCCUGUGGGUGGUCCGGCCGAACUUCGCCGACGGCGUCGGCGAGGGCUGGCUGGACGGGUUCCGGCGCCGCAUUGGAGACAAGGGCCUAGUCGUCGGCUGGGCUCCCCAGCAGCGCGUGCUCUCGCACCCCUCAGUGGCGUGCUUCGUGACGCACUGCGGGUGGAACUCGACAAUGGAAGCGGUGCGGCACGGCAUCGCGCUCCUCUGCUGGCCCUACUUCGCCGACCAGUUCUUGAACCAAAGCUACAUCUGCGACCUGUGGGGCGUUGCGUUGAAGGUCUGCGCCGACGGGAGGGGCAUUGUCACCAAGGACGAGGUCAGGGACAAGGUGGAGCGGCUGCUUGGGGACGAUGAGAUCAACGCGAGGACGAUGGUCUUGAAGAGCGCAGCGUGCGCCAGCGUCGCGGAUGGAGGGUCCUCGCAUCAGUAUUUGCUCAAGUUAGUGAAUCUGCUAAGAGAAAAUUAG
Miscanthus lutarioriparius is the source of this 1266-nucleotide messenger RNA. NCBI's taxonomy places the organism in Eukaryota, Viridiplantae, Streptophyta, Magnoliopsida, Poales, Poaceae. The record is from the annotation of a GenBank genome assembly.